AUGGACUUCCAGCAGAUAAAUACCAAGUUUAUGGCCCAGCAGUACCUGAACAGCAGGCCGCCAGCAAAAUCAAAAAGCGGACCUUUGCUGUACAAGAGGCAUGCACAAAAGCAACGGGAUCACCAGAAAAGACUGCCCAACACAACUCCGCUCUUCCCAAACAUUCACUCUGGAGCGCGCACCUUUAAGUUUCUCAUGAUCUAUCCAGGGGCAACUGAGAGAUGGCCCCCGCUGACGGUGAACAUGGACAGCCCUGGGCCAACGGCCUACUCACCCCCCAGUGUCAACUACAGGGAGACUACUGCUCCAUCCUACACCUUUGGAUGGAAGACACCUCCUAAAGAGGGCGGAGGGCGCCGUUCCUGGCAGAAAACCUGGUUCCAGAGCAAGCACCCUUUCACCAGAAAAGUCAAUUUUAGCAGCGAGACAAAUUGGCCGUCUCCAUUUCACUACAAUCAGUCCCUAAACUCCAAACCAGCCAACAGGCCAAGCAGUCCCAGCUAUACCUUUGGACAGAAGGGCACCUUCUCCUUUACCAGCAAAGAUGCUCCAUAUGAACCAGCGGCCAACAGGUACGACACAGUACGCGGCUAUAAGCAGGUGCUACAAAGAGCUCCAUCCAUUAUUAUCAGCCCUGCACCACAACAUGUAUACAGGUGGGCAAGCAAAGAGGGCACACCAGGACCUGGCACUUACAACGUGGAGAUGGGGCACACAGCCCGUUUGCCCAGCUCACCGAGCUUCUUCAUCCAAGGAGUGAGGAGACCCAAGAAGCAUGAAACAGGGCCAUUUUCGACACUGUGA
Messenger RNA from Euleptes europaea (tarantolino), 804 nucleotides. RefSeq names its product sperm-tail PG-rich repeat containing 3 (gene STPG3). The transcript is spliced from 7 exons. Bases 1 to 804 code for a protein of 267 amino acids. Lineage: Eukaryota; Metazoa; Chordata; Lepidosauria; Squamata; Sphaerodactylidae. The record is from RefSeq and is a predicted model, not a curated record.